Messenger RNA from Callorhinchus milii (elephant shark), 2813 nucleotides. RefSeq names its product myogenesis regulating glycosidase (putative) (gene myorg). The record is from RefSeq and is a predicted model, not a curated record. Gene Ontology annotation, biological process: skeletal muscle fiber development; carbohydrate metabolic process. NCBI's taxonomy places the organism in Eukaryota, Metazoa, Chordata, Chondrichthyes, Chimaeriformes, Callorhinchidae. Gene Ontology annotation, molecular function: hydrolase activity, hydrolyzing O-glycosyl compounds. Bases 295 to 2511 code for a protein of 738 amino acids. The transcript is spliced from 3 exons.
GGGGGGUGUUUGUGCAUCAAUCUGGGGAGGUUCCUGGGCUCUGAGGCUGAGCUGUGGCAGGAGAGAGACAUUGUGCUGUGAAGGACAUCUGUGUGGGUCUCUCUCUCUCUCUCUCUCUUUGCUGCAUGACCAUCAUCUGUAUCAUAAAGGAGGCGAUUAACUCGCACAACGACAACCUGAGCAAAAAAUCGAGUGUACGUUACUGCUUGAGGUUUCCGUGACGCCCAAGAUGCAGCUUCUCCAAUUCCAUGACUCAGUGUGCGGUUCCUCCUGGCUCCGUUUGAUGUCACGAAAAUGAGCCGCCCGCUCCAGCAGAGCAGAGAUGCCACAGUGCCCGACUGCGUGGUCAUGCCUCAGACCCUGAACAGAGAGCAGCUCCAGCAGAGGCCGGGCAAGGGCGAGAGCUCGCGGGUGGACACCAUGUACCAGGUGGUGCCAGGAAGCCUUGCCACCACCAAGGAGAAGCAAUACAAAGAACUCAAGCCCUUGAUCUGUGCCAUCUUACUGGGCCUGGCCCUGGUGGUGGCCUCGGUGAUGUCUUGGUGUUACUACACGGCUUCACUGAAGACCUCGAUCACCUUCAGACUAGAGCAGCUAGAGCUCCACAGGGAGGGGUUCGUGAUCAGGAAAAGCCCCGACUCGGUCUCCUUCCGAAUGGGCUUCCGCUCGGCUUCCAUCGACCCGGAGUCUUGCCUGCAGGGGGACAGCGGGAACCGGCUGAGUUGCACCAAGUCCAACCGAGGGGAGGUCAACUUCUACGUCGAGACCCUGAAGCCCAAGGAGACGGUGACCUGUUACAACAUUCACUGGAGGGCGGGGAGGCCGGGCUCCGCCGUGGAGCACUGCAUGUUCUGGGCGGGUGCUAAGUGGUAUGGUGGGGCGGAGAUGAGCACCCAGCACUGGCCCAUGCGUGUAUCGGGGGCGAUGGAGCCCGCGCCCUAUGUGACCGGCGACGUUUACUCGUUCCGCGGUGGCUUCGGGGGCGUGUUGGAGAGGUACUGGGUGUCGUCGAGGGGGGUGGCGGUCCGCGUGAAUGAUUCAGUGCCUUUGCACGUGGGCUGGAACAGCUCACACCAGGAGGCGGUGUGCCUGCAGGCCAGGUACGGGGAGGGCUCACCAUUCAAACCCCGGCAGGGGCACGAGCCAGGGCCGGGGAAGGAGCCGGUGGCCGAGCUCAGCUACCAGGUGUGCGUGGGGACAGACUUGAAGGUCAUGCACCGCUACAUGGCCAAGAAGCACUUCAAGAAGCCCAGGAACGUGCCUGCGGAGAGCAUGUUCAGGUACCCGGUCUGGUCCACCUGGGCCCUGUACAAAACCCAGGUGGAUCAGAACAAAGUGCUGCACUACGCGGAGAAGAUCAAGAAGUACAAGUUCAACCACAGCCACCUGGAGAUCGACGACAAAUACAGCAGCACCUAUGGCGAGUUCGACUUCGACCCCGUCAAGUUCCCCAACGUCUCCGAGCUGAUGGACAAACUGGAGAGCGACGGCUUCAAGGUCACGCUUUGGGUUCACCCUUUCGUCAGCUACAACUCACCCAGCUUUGCCGAGGGCGUCGAGCGCUCGCUCUUCGUCACGGACCCCGGCGGGAGGCUCCCCGCGCUGGUGGAAUGGUGGCACGGGGUGGCAGCCUUGCUGGACCUCACCAAGCCUGCCUCGGCCGAGUGGUUUCGCAGCGGCCUGGAGAACCUGAGGUCCAGGUACGGAGACGGAUAUGCCGUGGCUUCUUUUAAGUUUGACGCGGGAGAAAGCACUUACCUCCCCGCCCGCUUCGCCACUCACAAGCACCUAGCAGACCCCAGCGCGUUCAGCAAGACGUACGCCGAAAUGGCGGCCUCCUUCCCCCAACGACUGUGCGAAGUGCGAGUGGGCUUCAGGUCUCAGGGACUGCCUUGUUUUGUCAGGAUGAUCGACCGUGACUCGGUCUGGGGUUACGAGCUGGGCUUGAAGUCGCUGAUCCCCACCGCGCUGACCAUGAGCCUCCUCGGCUACCACUUCAUCCUGCCCGACAUGAUCGGGGGCAACGUUUACCCCAAUAGGACGGACGUCUCCGAUUCCGACCCCGACCUGCCCGACCGCGAGCUAUACAUCCGCUGGCUGGAGCUCUCGGCUUUCCUCCCCGCCAUGCAGUUCUCCGUGCCGCCCUGGCUGUACGACUCCGAGGUGUUGGCCAUCGCAAACAAGUUCACCUGCCUGCGAGAGAGCCUGGUGGCACCGCUGCUGCUCCAGCUGGCAGAGGAGGCCACACAGACAGGCAGCCCCAUCAUCAGGCCGCUCUGGUGGCUGGCACCCAGCGACCCCCAGGCCCAGAGCGCGGACACGCAGUUUCUGAUCGGAGACUCGCUCAUGGUGGCUCCAGUGGUGGAAAAGGGCACAAAGAUCAGAGACGUGUACCUGCCCAGCGGCAAGUGGCAGAGCUUCAAAGGAGAUCUCUAUGACAAGACUCCCUUCCUCAUCACCGAAUUUGCCGUCAACCUCGAUGAAGUGGCCUAUUUUACCAAAGUUAAUUGAAUGCGUUAUAUAUUUUUUUCCCCCACUUUCCCACCAACAACCCACCAACCCUCUUUCUUCAUAUUCAAACUGAACUCAAUUAAAUUGCGUCCGGCAAAUUGGACCACAGAGCCAGCUGUGAGCGUUUUUUGCACGGCUCUCCGCACUGGACUCUGCUGUAACUCUUUAUACUGUGUGCGUUGGGGAGGUGGGAGCAGUGGUUCAAAAAUGUAUCAACCAUUGUGUGUGUUUUGGUGUGUGUGUUUCAUAGAAUGAUCGGAUCUUGCAUUACAGAAGGAGGCCAUUCGGCCCAUCGUGCCUGU